Messenger RNA from Lipotes vexillifer (Yangtze River dolphin), 1049 nucleotides. It is a transcript of the gene SAMD1, whose product is annotated as sterile alpha motif domain containing 1. The annotation marks the transcript as partial. The transcript is spliced from 5 exons. Gene Ontology annotation, molecular function: protein binding. The record is from RefSeq and is a predicted model, not a curated record. Lineage: Eukaryota; Metazoa; Chordata; Mammalia; Artiodactyla; Lipotidae.
AGCCUGCGGGAAGUCGUGCGCUACCUCGGGGGCAGCGGCGGCGCCGGCGGCCGCCUAACCCGCGGCCGCGUGCAGGGGCUGCUAGAGGAGGAGGCGGCGGCGCGGGGCCGCCUGGAGCGCACCCGCCUCGGAGCGCUCGCGCUGCCCCGCGGGGACAGGCCCGGGCGGGCACCAUUGGCUGCCAGCGUCCGCGCGUCGCGGAGCAAGAGAGGUGGGGAAGAGCGAGUGCUUGAGAAGGAAGAGGAGGAUGAGGAUGGUGAAGAUGAGGAUGAUGAAGACGAAGUGUCUGAGGGCUCCGAGGUGCCCGAGGGUGACCGUCCUGCAGGUGCCCAGCACCAGCAGCUUAAUGGCGAGCGAGGCCCUCAGAGUGCCAAGGAGAGGAUCAAGGAGUGGACACCCUGUGGACCCCACCAGGGCCAGGAUGAAGGGCGGGGGCCAGCACCAGGCAGUGGUACCCGACAGGUGUUCUCCAUGGCUGCCAUGAAUAAGGAAGGGGGAUCAGCCUCUGCUGCCACUGGGCCAGACUCCCCAUCCCCCGUGCCUUUGCCCCCAGGAAAACCAGCCCUACCUGGGGCUGAUGGGACUCCCUUUGGCUGUCCUUCUGGGCGCAAGGAGAAGCCGGCUGAUCCUGUGGAGUGGACAGUGACAGAUGUGGUAGAGUAUUUCACCGAGGCCGGCUUCCCCGAGCAGGCAACAGCUUUCCAAGAGCAGGAAAUCGACGGCAAGUCUUUGCUGCUCAUGCAGCGCACAGAUGUGCUGACCGGCCUGUCCAUCCGCCUCGGCCCAGCCCUGAAAAUCUACGAGCACCACAUCAAGGUGCUGCAGCAAGGCCACUUUGAGGAUGACGACCCCGAUGGCUUUCUAGGCUGAGCGCCAAGCCUCACCCCUGCCCCAACCCAUUCCAGUCCCCAUCUUACCCAAGACCCCCAGAGUCCGGGAGCUGGUCGGGGACACCCUCAGCCCUCAUAACAGAUUCCAGUGAGGGGACAUUCCUACUCAUCUUUUCCCUGUGUCUCCCCAACACACACACCUCUGGCCCCCAGCACAUC